GUGAAAGCAGACGGUGACGUCGCUUUAUUACGGUGAGAUCUACGGCACGUACAUCAAAUUGCAAGCAAUACUAUACUGUUUGUCAAGGGGAAAAGAACUGUAAGGUGCGGCAGCGUUGGUGGGCUCGUAGCCCGGCAACAGGCAAGGCGUGUAGCUGGACUGUUAUUCGCAUCGCUUACUAAAGAAAGGUGAGCGUUCGUGACAACCGAAAAAUAAAUUUAGAGACGUAUAUCAACUAUGCAUAAUCGGAGAUCGUGUUUAUACAGGCGAAAGCUUGACUGCGCAAGAAAAGCGCGUGGAAUAGGGCGGCCGAUUCGCGUGCGGUUUUAGUCAGUUCCCGCGCGAUAGCUGGGCGGAGCAGUGUGUUGCCGUCGACUUUCCCGCGCCGCCCGCUACACGAAACAAAACUGAUAUCGUCAACCCGACCAGCCUGUGUUCACAAGUGUUCAACAUGACUCGUUAACGUGUUAAAUUGCAACAUUUCAUUUACAUGAAAGAUGAUUAAAGCUAUAAAGUAUUUAUGAUUAAUUUGUGCGGGAGAGAUCUGGCAGAUCUGCACAACUCUAUCAACAGGAUUGGAAGAAAACAGAGAUUUACACUCGUUUUAACGACUGUAACGCCGUAAAAAACUCUGAUCAAUAUGGAAACUGACAAGAUGUCGACGGCGUCUUCGGUCGGCGCCGAGCGGCGGCCCCUCAUGCAGGCCCUUAUCAUCGAGCGACGGAUUCUCUUCGCUUGCACAAUACUCGUCGGGCUGUGCACAUUCCUUUGGAUCACGGCCGUCUGCACGAGCAAAUGGGUUCAUAUAGAGGGUGGUGACGGUAUCGCCUUCACCGCUAGAAACGCCUCCAUGUACUUCCUGUCGAGCGACUCCGGCGUAUGGGAGAUCUGUCGACACGAGUUCGUGCCCAACGCCACGAAAGCGACGUUCAGACUCAAUGCAACAGUACACGCGCACGACUGUACGGCCGUCGGGACUGUUGCUGGACAAUGUUAUACAAUAAACGAAGAUGCGGAUGAUGAUGAUAUGCAGAUCGGGAAGGGAGUGGGCAAGGCAGCCAUUGCCGUGAACCGCGAAGAGUAUCUGCUGGCCCACAGGGACCUUUCAAACGAAUACAUGCAAGUUCAACUGAAGAACAGCUUAUUACAUCGUCGUUUGGGGGAGUAUUACAAAAAAAGAAAACAAGCUCACGUUCUAAAACAACCUCUGGAUGCCGCCGACCAGGAGGAGAAGUACCAACAAAAACUACUCGUGUACGAACAGGUGAAAAACGAAGACGAAAGAGAAAUAGCUGAUAUCAAAACCAAAGUGAACUUGGUGGACAAGCAAUAUGAAGAGAAACUUCACUAUGCGGAGAGCAAGUUUGACGGACUGCAAGCCCUAGAGAAAAGUACAGGCACUGGACUUAUAUACUCUAAGAAGGGGAAACCGAUUGCGGAUAAGACAUUGAUGCGGUUUUUGACCCUGCAACGUCGGAAGGCGGAGCAAACGGCUGCGCUCCGUCUCCGCUACAUCAGAGUCAGGAACGCGGUCUCAGAGCUGGAUGGCAUCAUCAGGAAGCUGGAAAAGCUGGGGCCUGGGCUCUACGUGGCCCAGUACGAGCAGCUGCGUUGCGACUACGAGAACUUUAUGAACAAAAUAGAAGAACGGGAAGAUGAGCUCAUCAAGAACCGUAAUAACUGCGUGGAGCAUAACCAGAUCUUGGCACACAUCAGAGAGAAGAUGCAUCACACUGAUCAUGUGAUCGAUAUAACAGAGGGCGAUCUUGGGGAUGCGGAGAUGGAGUAUUUUAGAGCUCGAGAGGAUAUGAGUGUUAUCAAAAACCGGCGUGAUAAACUUCGCUGGUGCUUGGGUGCCGAGCGACUGAAGGCGGGCCUCCUUACCAGAAAGGACUUGUUGCGUGACUACCAAAACGCUAUUGAUGAGGUCGAAACAAUGAGAGAAAAGAAAAAACGCCUAGAAGAAUUAAUCCGCAAAGCCACUGAAGAGGUAAGAUUAGCGCGCAAUCUAAUGCAGCAAGCAGAUGGCAAUGGCAACAAUUAAUCUGGAAAACUUACCUGUCUAAAAUGUGGAUAAUGAAUAUUGUGCCCCAUAGUGUACAGUCGCCUGUAAAUAUAUGUUAUUCUUUGAAGGCCGCAAACAUAUGUGACACGCUCUUAUGGCUCUACAAAUAAGAUCGUGCCGAUAUUUUUGCGGCCUUUGUUGUGUCACAUAUUAUUGCAAGUGACUGUACCAUACCGUCUCUUCUCUAUCAUUAAAGUAUUUCGCUUAGUCUCCAUGUUUAGGAAGUCAACGUCUAAUGUAGGCACAUAACAAAUAAUGUAUUCCGUGAAUGUAGGUAACUGUAACAGAACUAGGUCAUGUUACGUUUCGUAUGUAACAAGGUUAUUUACCAAAAUUUUCAAACCUCGAGUCGUGCUACAUCGCUACAUGGCACAAAUAUUGUUUUUUACAAAAAGCAAAUAGGCGGCUUAAAAUGUGUGCAGGAUCCUAAACAAAUACAGGCAGGAGUUUAGAACUGGCUAGCGAGGCUGAAUACGUUUUAUUCGUAUUUAAUAAAAUAACUUAGGUACUUGCUUUCUAUGUAGAUAUUCGAUGAAACUCAGACACCAUAUUUUGUACAAUUGCUAACGUACCUGGUCUACGUUUUCUCUCAAGAACACGAAGACCUAAACAGAUGUGCUCAUGAGCAAAGUCAAAGAAAAAUUAAGUACCUACCUACUUAAGAGUCCGCAUCAAACUCGGUUCUCCAUACAAACGUAGUUACGCUCCCAUUUCAAAACGACUCGCUAGAUUGCUCUGGAACUUUGUAUUUGCAAUAAGAUACGAUAUAUCUAUGGCUGUAAUUAAUUAGUUUAUUUAGCUUCAGGUACUUAAGAUAAAUAAGUUUUUGGCAAAAAAACAUUUUUGGUGCAAGCUUUUCUAGUUCAGUACUUUUCUUACCACAGGCAACUAAUACUCAUCGAAACAAUUCUAAAAACCCCAAACACAGGUUGCGUUGUUUCAUCACGGAGUUCCUAUGGCCACCUCCCGUCUCCAUCAUCAGAUCAGCUCGAUGGUACCAUAAUAUUGCAUUGUCACCCGAAUUAAAUUUUCAGCUCAAUCAGAAGUCGGGAAGUGGGUCAAAUUUAGCUUCCAAGAUUUGACCCACAGUAACUAACAAACCUACAUACUAACAGGGCGAGUUAAAUAAAUGCUGGUAAAAAUACAGCGAAUCUUAAGGUCUUCAUACAAAAAUUUUUUUUGCUCUAUUUCGUUUGUUUUAUAAGCUGGCAGCUAUAUAAACAAAUUACAAGCAUAUAAAUACCUCAUGUUAUUGUAUGUGCAAAGUUUAAUUACAAUCUAAUACUCGUACCUAGUUUUAAAAUGAGAUCGAGACUCCGUUUGUAUGGGAAAGUGAAAUUCGGCCAAGCUUACUGCGGACUCUUAAAAACGUGAGAAAUCUGUCAAAUUCCAUACAAAGGAAGGUACCGGCUUUAGGAUUGUAAUUUAAUUCACCCAAGGGUUAUUUUAACUACUUAUCUCCUUACUUGAUUUUAAUAUAUUUUUUUAUUU
Messenger RNA from Cydia splendana, 3556 nucleotides. Its product is annotated as coiled-coil domain-containing protein 96-like. Lineage: Eukaryota; Metazoa; Arthropoda; Insecta; Lepidoptera; Tortricidae. Gene Ontology annotation, biological process: cilium assembly. Bases 641 to 2044 code for a protein of 467 amino acids. The transcript has 11 exons. The record is from RefSeq and is a predicted model, not a curated record. Gene Ontology annotation, cellular component: ciliary basal body; axoneme.